This is a messenger RNA of Emiliania huxleyi CCMP1516, 521 nucleotides long. RefSeq lists its product as hypothetical. The coding region runs from base 15 to 314 and encodes 99 amino acids. NCBI's taxonomy places the organism in Eukaryota, Haptophyta, Isochrysidales, Noelaerhabdaceae. Gene Ontology annotation, molecular function: protein binding. The transcript has a single exon. The record is from RefSeq and is a predicted model, not a curated record.
ACGCGACGGACCGGAUGGUGACGCUCGAGCUGCUGCUUGGCGCCCGCGCCUCACUCAACAUGCAGGAGCCCUUUGAGGGCGGCACCCCGCUGCACACGCUCGCGCGCGAGGGCUUCGUCGCCGUGGCGGCGCGCCUGCUCGAGGCGGGCGGCGACGCGUCGAUCAAGAACGACGCGGGCCGCAACGCGCUCGAGGAGGCCAAGUACGAGCUCGACCGGCUCGAGCGGCAGACGGACGGCGCCUCGUCGGCCACGCGGCGCGCAAAGAUCCUCGAGACGAUCAACACCCUGAAGAUGGUGCUCUCAGUCCAGUGAGGCGGAGAGGGGCCCGGAGAGGCUGCCGCGUCGUGUGUGUGUGUGUGUGUGUAUGUGUUCGGUGUGUGUGUGUGGCGGAGAGAGAGAGAGAGAGAGAGAGAGAGAGAGUCAAGAGAGUCAGUCAGAGACACAAUGUGGGCGCCCCCCGGGAGGGGCCGCGCCGCUGUUGGGUCGUCUCUCUCGGGGUUGAUUAGAAGUAUUCGAUUU